Messenger RNA from Exophiala dermatitidis NIH/UT8656, 408 nucleotides. Its product is annotated as mitochondrial protein-transporting ATPase. Lineage: Eukaryota; Fungi; Ascomycota; Eurotiomycetes; Chaetothyriales; Herpotrichiellaceae. The coding region runs from base 1 to 408 and encodes 135 amino acids. The transcript has a single exon. The record is from RefSeq and is a predicted model, not a curated record.
AUGUCGUUCGGCGGUUUCUUCGGCGGCGGCAGUAGCAGCAGCGGCUCCGACAAAUCCUCGUCUUCCUCGCCCUCGAGCAGCAGCACAUUCAGCAGUCCCGUCGCAUCCAGUUCCAGCGGCUCUGAAACCCUGCAAAAGCUACAAGCCACAGUCGCCGAGCAGACAAACAUGGCGAACGCCCGCAUGCUGAUCUCAAAGGUCAACGAGGUCUGUUUCUCUCACUGCGUCACCAACCCAGGCUCGAGCUUGAGUUCUACGGAGAAUAAGUGCAUCAACGCCUGUAUGGAGAAGUACUUUGAUGCCUGGAACGUGACGAGUCGGGUCUUGACUGCCAGAAUCCAGAGGGAAAGCCCUGGGUUGGGUGGUGCGGCGGCGGGAGCUGCACCGGGUGGGAGAGAGUUGUUCUAA